UCCGUGUACCCCCGCCCCCAACCCCUUACGAGGACCCCCCCUCCAGAUUCGCACGGGACUUAAGGCUAACGGUGAUAGCCGCUGGCAGAUGCUGGUUUGGCCGUUAUCCCUGGACCUGCUGCUAACGGUGGAGCAGGAGGAAGAUAACUUCUUGUUUCUAACGGCUUUUCUUCCGCAGCUCCUCGUUAGUCCCUGCGUGCUGUGAUUCGGCCGAAGAACCCACGCCACAGUGAUUUAUCGUCCUCUCGCUGUGAGAGCAGGAUUCUCCAGCGGAACAAAAAGGCCAACCCCUCAGCCCCCAAAGAUCCAAAACUUCUUCAGUGCCAUUAAAAAAGUGCAAGCGAAUUGAUGACAAACCUGCUGUCACACCCCAGAGGUUGAAGGAGGAACUGCACUGCAGGAAGUCGUCAUUGAACUUCAGUGCGGAAGUGAUCGUCAUCGUAAGAGCUUGUGAGUUGGAGGCUGAACUGAGAAAUGUGAGGAAACGGCCGCAGCUUUGGCAAAAGAACAACUUGUGCUUCGGAUGUUUGAAUGAAAAAAGGUGUCUCCACUAACGAUCGUUUGAAACCUAAAAAUGUCGUGGAUACGAGAAGGUGAAUUAAAUCUGUUGGAAAAGAUUUCUGCUAACAUACUCAUGGCAGGACCGAUGCCCAAACACGUGGCCUUCAUUAUGGAUGGUAAUCGACGUUUUGCACGAAAGAAAAACCUGGAACGCCAUGAUGGCCAUAUGCAGGGAUUCAACAAGCUGGCAGAGACCUUACGUUGGUGCAAACACCUCAAUAUCCCAGAAGUGACAGUGUACGCAUUCAGCAUUGAGAACUUCAAACGCUCUAAAGAGGAGGUGGAUGGGCUGCUGGAUCUUGCCAGACAGAAGUUCGAGAGGCUGUUGGAAGAACAAGAAAAUCUGGAAAAACACGGUGUUUGUAUCCGGGUGCUGGGUGACUUGAAUAUGCUGCCGUUAGACCUUCAACAAGUUAUUGCCAAAGCUGUGGUAAUGACAAAGAACAACAAUAAAUGUUUUCUCAACGUGUGCUUUGCCUAUACAUCAAGAUAUGAAAUCACAAAUGCGGUCAGGGAAAUGGCUUGGGGAGUGGAGCAGGGUCUGAUCAAAGCAAGCGAUGUUUCGGAGGCAUUGCUAAGUGAGUGCCUGUAUAGCAAUAACUCUCCCAAUCCCGAUUUGCUCAUCCGCACCUCAGGAGAGGUGCGCCUCAGCGACUUCCUCCUGUGGCAGACAUCCCAUUCCUGCCUAGUGUUUCAGUCGGUUCUGUGGCCAGAAUACUCCUUCUGGAACCUGUGUGAAGCUAUAGUCCAGUACCAGUUAAAUCAUAAAUCCAUCCAGAAAGCCAGAGAUCUCCAUCGAGAGGAACAGGCCCUCCAGCAGCUGGAGGCAGAUUGUGCCUGCAUAGCAGAACACCUGCAGCAUCAGGGGAACGGAAAGCCAGCUGAUGCCCAAAGAAGACAAGAGGCACUGCAGCACUACACUGUUGCCCGGGAAGAACGAGUUCAGGACUUCCUGCAAGCACUGAAGCACAAGAGAGACACUUUCUUUACUAGCAUAUGCAGUGAAACCGUCCUAACCUAGGAAAGUUUUAAGGAACUAAUCUACAGGUGUAGUAGGAAUAAAACACCUCCAGACGUUUUCCCAAAACACUUCCGAGGACCAAGGAAGCGCACAUAGCGAUUGGAGGUGGAUUUAUGUUGUUGCUGAUUUGUAUAAAACAAGAGGACAAUGUUUACCCCUAUGGGGCUGUAGACUAAUGUUAUAUAUUUAUGAUUGUAGAUUUGCAAAAAUCUAACAUGCAGAAAUGUCUGGUCAAGAUGUAGUAAAAUAGUUGUGCAAACUGUCUGUGAAAUGCAUGUCGUUGAUUGAAAGUCAAAGGUGAGUGAAAGCCACAGUUCUCUCCAGCACCUAAUGCAGUUCGGUAUUUUUGUUGCUGAAAGUGAUGUCGAGUGUGUUUUUUAAAGACAACUAUAUUUUGACCAGCUUUCUCAAUCAAUAAAUUGAGAACUAUAU
Molecule: messenger RNA, 2014 nt
Organism: Poeciliopsis prolifica (blackstripe livebearer)
Lineage: Eukaryota; Metazoa; Chordata; Actinopteri; Cyprinodontiformes; Poeciliidae
Gene: dhdds
Product: dehydrodolichyl diphosphate synthase
Exons: 10
Coding region: 575-1582 (335 amino acids)
Biological process (GO): polyprenol biosynthetic process
Cellular component (GO): endoplasmic reticulum; dehydrodolichyl diphosphate synthase complex
Molecular function (GO): ditrans,polycis-polyprenyl diphosphate synthase [(2E,6E)-farnesyl diphosphate specific] activity
Source: RefSeq, a predicted model, not a curated record